Messenger RNA from Amborella trichopoda, 1240 nucleotides. RefSeq names its product WRKY transcription factor SUSIBA2. The record is from RefSeq and is a predicted model, not a curated record. Gene Ontology annotation, biological process: regulation of DNA-templated transcription. Gene Ontology annotation, molecular function: DNA-binding transcription factor activity; sequence-specific DNA binding. NCBI's taxonomy places the organism in Eukaryota, Viridiplantae, Streptophyta, Magnoliopsida, Amborellales, Amborellaceae.
UCUCUCUGUCUCUCUCCUCUUUCUCUAUUGAAUUAUCACCCUCCUCUCUCUCUCUCUCUUUCUCUCUCAAUUGCACAAUUACUACCCUAUCUUUCCCCUCUUCAGUUUCAAUAUAUUAAGCCCAAACCCUUGCCCUCUCUCUCUUUCUCUCUCAGAUCCAGAAUUAUAACACCCUUUUUCUCUCUCUUUGCCUGUCUUAAAUUACUUUCAGGGAUUCCCUUCAUCAUCUAGUGAUUCUUCACUGAUAUGAAGAAGUAGCCAGGUAAGUUGCACUAGAGAGAGAAAGAGAAGAGAUAGAAAGAGAUGAAUCAAGGGAUGUUUCAGGGUGAUGAAGGGUUGGUCACAUCGAGCAUGGGUUUUCAAGGCCAUGAGCCAACGAGUUGGGGUCUCUCCGGAAAUGGGUACCAUGGUUUGUUCAGAGCCAUGAAUGGGUUAUCAGCCAUGGCUCCUCCUCUAAUGCUCGAUGCUAAUGGCGAAGGUGAGAGUGGGUGCAAUCUGUUCACUGUGGCUCAGAGUAAUGGAGCCAUUGGGCCUGCACCUUUGCAGAAGAUGAAGACCUCUCUGUGGUCAUUGGGGGAGGAGGAAGGUUUGGGUUGCAGAAGGGCAGCAAGUGAGGAUCAUUUGGGAGCUUCGGCAAUAAAAAUGAAGAAGGUGAAGGUGAGAAGAAAGGUUAGAGAGCCAAGGUUUUGCUUCAAAACCAUGAGUGAUAUCGAUGUCUUGGACGAUGGCUACAAGUGGAGAAAGUAUGGCCAGAAAGUCGUCAAGAACACCCAGCACCCCAGGAGUUAUUAUCGUUGUACCCAAGACAAUUGUCGUGUGAAGAAGCGAGUCGAGCGAUUAGCAGAGGAUCCACGAAUGGUGAUUACAACUUAUGAAGGAAGACAUGUACAUUCACCAUCUCAUGACACUGAGAACUCUCCAACUUCAUCCCAUAUUAACUUCUUUGGUUAGUUUAUCUCUGUCCCUAAUAUACUGAAAUGUGUCUCUGUCAAAUUGUCACAUAAUGAUCUUUUAUCCCCUAUGUGAUGAUUUGAAAUAGCCUCAGAUGAAGGUAUAAUAAAGGUGAUUAGGCAAAUGCCUUGAUCAUUCAGGUUUAAUUGAAGCUUUAAUUGCCCACUUGUAGCAUGGAAUGUAUUUGUGGAAACGUAAAACUUUGCUACUUCAACAUAUAUGUAUAUGUAUAAAUAUUGUAUUGAGAUUUCAUAUCUUCAUUAAUGUCAUUGUAUUUGGUAUGUGAUGU